CCUCCGGAGCGGCGCGCAUGAUGGCGGCAGCCGGCGUAGUGGAGGUGAGCAGCGCCGGCAGCAGCACCGAUACUUCCAGCACGGGCGAGGAGGAGAGGAUGAGGCGCCUCUUCCAGACCUGCGACGGCGAUGGGGAUGGCUUCAUCAGCAGGAAUGACUUGCUGAUGGUGUGCCGCCAGCUGAAUAUGGAGGCGUCUGUUGCAGAGAUCAUGUGCCAGCUGGGAGCAGAUGAAAAUGGAAAAAUUUCCUUCCAGGAUUUUAGUCAGUGCCACAUGGAACUGGUACAGGAAAUCAAGAAGGAGGAAGUGGAGCUUUCUGUGAAAUCUGAUGACUCUUGUAAAAAGAAAAAGUUAAGGGAUAGAGUAGCUUCCUGGCCAACUAGCAGCAAUAACAGUUUAGGUGCCUUAUCAGGAGCCAGAGAGAGCUGGGAGUAUGAUUCAGGAGCGAGAGAUCUUCAGAGUCCUGACCUCCAGAGUAAUUUUCCUCUACAAAAGGUGUUGGAGUAUGGUGGAAGCAAUGUGACUCAACAGGCUCCUCUGCAAAGACUUCUAGCCCAGGCCUUAAAUUGUAGCAACUCUGUUGGAGGAAGCUACCUAGAACUUGCCAACACUCUUCAUUUAGCAGCCCUGGCUUCAUUAAAGGGAGACAUCGUGGAGCUUAAUAAGCGUCUACAACAAACAGAAAAGGAGCGCGACCUGUUGGAAAAGAAACUGGCAAAAGCACAGUGUGAGCAGUCCCACCUGAUGAGAGAGCAUGAGGAUGUCAUUGCCGAGCUCAACAAGAAAAUCGACCGGCUGCAGGGAGCAACCAUAAGGGAGGAGGAUGAGUACUCAGAGCUGCAGUCGGAGCUGAGCCAAAGCCAGCAGGAGGUUAACGAAGACUCUCGCAGCAUGGACCAGAACUCUGUCUCGGUGCCAGAGAACCAGUCCACCAUGGUCACUGCAGAUGUGGAUAACUGUAGUGACUUGAAUUCAGAACUGCAGAGAGUGCUGACAGGUCUGGAAAAUGUUGUCUGUGGGAGGAAGAAAAGCAGCUGCAGUUUAUCAGUGGCAGAAGUGGACAGGCACAUUGAACAACUCACUACUGCCAGCGAACACUGUGAUUUAGCCAUUAAGACCGUGGAGGAGAUUGAGGGUGUGCUGGGACGUGACCUUUAUCCAAACCUGUCUGAGGAGAGGUCUCGGUGGGAGAAGGAGCUGGCUGGCCUGCGGGAAGAGAAUGAGAGCCUCACAGCCAUGCUGUGCAGCAAAGAGGAGGAGCUCAACAGGACCAAGGCCACCAUGAAUGCUGUCCGUGAGGAGAGGGACAGGCUGCGUAGAAGGGUUCGGGAGCUGCAGACUCGGCUGCAGAGCGUGCAGGCCACGGGCCCGUCCAGCCCGAGCCGCCUCACUCCUGCCAACCGCCCCGUCAACCCCAGCACGGGAGAGCUCAGCACCAGCAGCAGCAGCAAUGACAUUCCCAUUGCCAAGAUUGCUGAAAGAGUGAAGUUGUCAAAGACAAGAUCAGAGUCUUCAUCAUCUGAUAGACCUGUCUUAGGAUCAGAAAUCAGCAGCAUAGGGGUGUCCAGUACCGUGGCUGAACAUUUGGCGCAUUCCCUUCAAGACUGCUCAAACAUCCAGGAAAUCUUCCAGACUCUCUAUUCACAUGGAUCUGCUAUCUCUGAAAGCAAAAUCCGGGAGUUUGAAGUGGAGACAGAGAGAUUAAAUAGCCGUAUUGAACACUUGAAAUCCCAGAACGACUUGCUGACAAUAACACUGGAGGAGUGCAAGAGCAACGCAGAGAGGAUGAGCAUGCUUGUGGGCAAGUACGAGUCCAAUGCCACAGCCCUCAGGCUGGCACUGCAGUACAGUGAACAGUGCAUAGAAGCAUAUGAGCUGCUGUUGGCAUUGGCAGAAAGUGAGCAGAGUCUCAUUCUUGGACAAUUCAGAGCUGCAGGUGUUGGUUCUGUUGGGGACCAGACAGGUGAUGAAAAUGUCACACAGAUGCUUAAAAGGGCUCAUGACUGCAGGAAGACAGCUGAGAAUGCAGCAAAAGCCUUGCUGAUGAAGCUGGAUGGGAGCUGUGGGGGAGCCUAUGCAGUCACAGGCUGUAGCGUGCAGCCCUGGGAAAGCCUGUCCUCCAACAGCCACACCAGUACUACCAGCUCAACCGCAAGCAGUUGUGACACAGAGUUUACAAAGGAGGAUGAGCAACGGCUGAAGGAUUACAUCCAGCAGCUGAAAAACGACAGGGCAGCAGUGAAACUGACAAUGCUGGAGCUGGAAAGCAUCCACAUUGAUCCCCUUAGUUAUGAUGUUAAGCCACGUGGAGACAGCCAGAGGCUGGACCUGGAAAAUGCAGUCUUGAUGCAGGAACUCAUGGCAAUGAAGGAAGAGAUGGCAGAGCUCAAGGCACAGCUUUACCUACUGGAGAAGGAGAAGAAGGCUUUGGAAUUAAAGCUGAGCACUCGAGAGGCCCAGGAGCAGGCCUACCUCGUCCAUAUUGAGCACUUGAAGUCUGAAGUGGAAGAACAAAAAGAGCAGAGAAUAAGGUCUCUCAGCUCAACCAGCAGUGGAAGCAAAGACAAGCUGGGCAAGGAAUGCAGUGAUGGGACUGCAACACCGCUAACACUCGCUGAGCUGAGACCAUACAAUGAAAGUGAACUGACUGCUGAGCUGACAAAUGCACUCAGGAGGGAGAAGAAGCUGAAAGCAAGAGUGCAGGAGUUAGUGAGUGCUUUGGAGAGACUCACGAAGAGCAGUGAAAUCAGACAUCAGCAGUCUGCAGAAUUUGUUAAUGACCUUAAAAGGGCAAACAGCAACUUGGUAGCAGCUUAUGAAAAAGCAAAGAAAAAGCAUCAAAAUAAGCUGAAAAAACUGGAAUCACAAAUGAUGGCCAUGGUGGAGAGACAUGAAACCCAAGUAAGAAUGCUCAAACAAAGAAUAGCUUUAUUGGAAGAAGAGAACUCCAGACCACACACCAAUGAAACUUCACUUUAAAUGCAUCUCUUUAAAGGAUGCUUAGUGCCAUUACAACUUUCUUUCUUUUGGAGGUUGACUUUAGGUAGCUUCAAAUGUUAAAAGCUCUGACUGUCACUGCUGACAAAACUUAAAAACACCUUCUCUGGGAUCCCAGAGGGGUGUCAUGGGGAUAAUAAAAGUGUUAACCUUAAGGACUCUUACGUAAUGUAAAAUGGCAGUGCCUGAAUUAUCAUGCUAUAAUUGUGUACAUUGUCUGUGUUGUUA
This is a messenger RNA of Sturnus vulgaris (Common starling), 3224 nucleotides long. It is a transcript of the gene MCC, whose product is annotated as MCC regulator of Wnt signaling pathway. Lineage: Eukaryota; Metazoa; Chordata; Aves; Passeriformes; Sturnidae. Gene Ontology annotation, cellular component: cytoplasm. The record is from RefSeq and is a predicted model, not a curated record. Gene Ontology annotation, molecular function: calcium ion binding. Gene Ontology annotation, biological process: negative regulation of canonical Wnt signaling pathway.